Messenger RNA from Angiostrongylus costaricensis, 1132 nucleotides. NCBI's taxonomy places the organism in Eukaryota, Metazoa, Nematoda, Chromadorea, Rhabditida, Metastrongylidae. The record is from the annotation of a GenBank genome assembly.
CAUGUACAUAUUUAUUUUUUAAAAUUUUCUAUGUUAUAUUUUUAGUUCGGAUGACUCACCUCUUAAAUGGGAAAAUCGUUGGCCAAUAUUAGAAGAAGAGUUGUUGCGUUUGAAUGCCGAUAUUUUUGGAUUGCAAGAAGUCCAACGGGAUCAUUUUGAGUGUUAUUUCGGGCCUUCAAUGUCUCAAGAGGGGUAUGCGGCAUACUACAAGCGGAGAAGAGGCUUGUCUUGGGACGGAUGUGCAGUGUUUGUAAGGAGAUCGAAGUUGGAGGUCGUCAGCUAUCGUACUGUGGAGUAUUUCGUAGGACCUUGUACAUCUAUGGAUCGAGAUCAAAUCGGGCAGAUAUUGCGGAUAAGGAGCAAGGAGACUCGCCAAGAGUUUAUUUUCGCCAAUACUCAUCUAUUGUUCGACCCGUUACGAGGUGAUAUCAAACUCGGACAACUUGCAAUGCUUAUAGCAAAUAUAGAAGAUGAGUUGACGAAAUCGCGUUGCCCUGUCAUACUAUGUGGUGAUUUCAAUAUAGAGCCACAUUCAUACAUUUAUAAAUAUAUUAUCGAAUCUAGCGAGUUAUCCGGCCAAGGACUGUUUGGAGGACCUUACGUAGAAGCAGACCGUAUUUUGCCACCAACGACAAAUAUCGGUCGAGAUAGCAUGUUUAUUAAUAAUGAAUCAUAUCGCGAACCCGUCAAUGCUGACUGUUUCACUCAUCCAUUGCGACUCGCCUCCGUAUAUCAUCAUGUCAGCGUGAACGGAGAGUCUAAUUUCCUUACCUACACAGUCGCUGGUUUGGCCGUCAUGUUUAGGUCAACGUUUGCUUUGAGGAACUCACUAGAUCUACAAAAGCAAGACAAUGAGUUGAAGGAGAUAUCCACUUAUCAUAGGGAGGUGGCGAAUCCUGACUUUUUAUUCUAUUCAGUCAAGCAGAAACUGACUACUGAUUCUAACGCGCUUGUGCUCGAGGAUCCUGAGCUUCGUUUAUUGCGGCGAUUAAGUCUUCCAGGUUUGCUGACCAUGAAGAAAACUUGUGGGCCAUGGCCGAAUCGUUACGUUCCCAGCGAUCAUGUACCACUAGUUGCAGAUUUUAUACUGUCGAAUUUGGAGAGGCUUGGUGUGAGUGCGAUUAUGUCUUAG